Messenger RNA from Paramisgurnus dabryanus, 778 nucleotides. The record is from RefSeq and is a predicted model, not a curated record. NCBI's taxonomy places the organism in Eukaryota, Metazoa, Chordata, Actinopteri, Cypriniformes, Cobitidae.
UUUGACCCGGAAGUAGUAUUAACGUUGUGGAAACGUGAUUCGAGCGGUAGCUCUGCGCUUAAACAUUUGAACACAAUUGAGAAGAAGAAAGCUAUCAAAUAUGAGUUUGUUAAACAAGCCCAAAUCUGAGAUGACCCCAGAGGAGCUCCAGAAGAGAGAGGAGGAAGAGUUUAACACCGGUCCCCUUUCAGUCCUCACACAAUCUGUGAAAAACAACACACAGGUUCUUAUCAACUGCCGAAACAACAAGAAACUACUAGGCAGAGUCAAGGCGUUUGACAGGCAUUGUAACAUGGUGCUGGAAAAUGUCAAAGAAAUGUGGACUGAGGUGCCCAAGAGUGGUAAAGGCAAGAAGAAAUCCAAGCCAGUCAAUAAGGAUCGCUACAUCUCAAAGAUGUUUCUGAGAGGUGAUUCGGUCAUUGUGGUCCUGAGGAAUCCACUCAUCACGGGGAAAUAGGCCUGAUGUGUGACACUUCAGUUCAUACAGGAGACUUCAAGUGCAGGUAGUCUCCUGGGAAGCCAGCUCUACUCUACAGCUGACCUCAACUCAAAUUGACUUUUCUUUUACACUUGAGACAGUACAUUUUUUUACCACAUAAUAUACAUUGUGCUGUGUCACAUACAAGAUCAUCAUGACAGAAUGCCUGCUUUGUCGGCCUGAGAAAUGGCCAAAGUUUCAUUUUUUGUUUGUUUUGAACCUGUCAUAUAGCAAUGCCUAUUGUGAAGGCAUACUGGAGUUGACUUUUUUUCUAAAUAAAGUUUUGGAUAUUCAAACUUC